UUUUCAGAAAAUUUUUUAUCAUUAUAUUCUUUAUUGUAUUUUCAAUUAAUAUCUACCUGCAUAUAUUGCAUAUAAGUUAUAACCAACAACUAUAUGAAUUAUAACUGCUCUAAAGUAUUUUAGAGUGUGCUUCUUUCUGAAUUUAUGAUCUACUCACUAAUUAUACACACACACACCACACACACACACACAUAUACAUACAUACAUAGUUUAUUAAUUUAUUCAAAGCUGAGAGAGAAAGAGACAGAAGGAGAACCACAUGUAUAUAUAUGUAUAUAUAUCUUAACAAGUACAGAUUUACAAGGUAUAUAUAAAAAAGAGGGGAACAAGGAAGCAAGGGACAAAUUGUUGGAGACAGAAAUUUUGUAAAUACAGUUAAACAGACGAAAGUACAGAAAUCAAUGACACUCAUCUCUAAGAACAUUUGAUAUAGAAAUUCCAAUCAACUUCAUUUACAAAAGAUCUUAAAAAGCAAAAACAAAAAGGAAAAUUAGUAUUUGUCAAGAAGAUUUACUUCAUUCCAUCUACCACCAUGUUACUUAAUUCCUGUUGGUGUAUUUUUGUCUUCAUCUGUCUUCAUUUUGCAAAUAUCCAGGCCACAAGUUGGGAUGUAGAAGUUUGUUAUGCUGGGGCUUACCAUUCUUCAGUUCACAUUAGAUUGAACAAUGACUAUAAAGACUUAUUAUAUAACCGCAAACUAAGAUGCUUCUACGGCAAUUUUGGAUUAAAAAGUGGAGAAAAGCCAAGUUUUAUUAAAGUUGAUCAGGGAUAUGGCUAUAAGGCACAUGUUGAAAAUCCAGAUCUUCCAGUAAAGUAUGUCGGCAACUGCUCAUCAGGUUGUAGACUGAAGAAGGUGAAUUUAGAAAAAUAUAUCCAGGCCACAAAAUGGAAUGUAAAAGUUUGUUAUGAUGUGACUUACUAUUAUUCAGUUCGCAUUACAUUGAACAAUGACUAUAAAGACGUAUCAUAUUACAGCGAACAAAGAUGCUUCUACGACAAUUUUGAAUUAAAAAGUGGAGAAAAGCCAAGUUUUAUUAAAGUUAAUCAGAAUUAUGGCUAUAAGGUCAGUUUAAACACAAACCUGGAAUCUGCUACUUUCUAUAUAAAUUCCCUACUGGGAAUGACCAACUUUAAGAGAAUCUUACAUUGCUUAUAAACUUUACUUUUGGAUGGACUUUACAUUUGGAUUAAACUCUGUGGGACUUUUGGAUUUUACUCAAAGGAUAUUGGAAUAAUACACAUAUAUACCAUUAUGCCUAUAAAACGAAUUUAUGAACUCAAUAACCAUACAUAUUACA
Messenger RNA from Octopus sinensis (East Asian common octopus), 1298 nucleotides. RefSeq lists its product as uncharacterized. The coding region runs from base 533 to 1156 and encodes 207 amino acids. NCBI's taxonomy places the organism in Eukaryota, Metazoa, Mollusca, Cephalopoda, Octopoda, Octopodidae. The transcript has 6 exons. The record is from RefSeq and is a predicted model, not a curated record.